Molecule: messenger RNA, 5000 nt
Organism: Melanotaenia boesemani (Boeseman's rainbowfish)
Lineage: Eukaryota; Metazoa; Chordata; Actinopteri; Atheriniformes; Melanotaeniidae
Product: rano class II histocompatibility antigen, A beta chain-like
Exons: 5
Coding region: 21-779 (252 amino acids)
Biological process (GO): antigen processing and presentation of exogenous peptide antigen via MHC class II; immune response; peptide antigen assembly with MHC class II protein complex
Cellular component (GO): membrane; MHC class II protein complex
Molecular function (GO): MHC class II protein complex binding
Source: RefSeq, a predicted model, not a curated record
CUUCCGCCUUGUGAGGAAACAUGCACAUUCAUCAUGUGUUUUGUUUGGUUUUCUCUCUUUUCCAACCAGUUUUCACUGAUGAAGAUUACUAUCAGGUCAGUGCAUGUUGUUCAUACAAGGGGCCGCACUUUGAAGAUAUAGAGUAUACAAUUAUAUUUAGAUUUAAUAAACAUAAAAUGAUGGAGUACAACAGCACAAGAGGCAACUGGACUGGAUUCACACCUUAUUCAAUAGCAACUUCAAGAUAUUGGAACAGUGAUCCAUACGAUGCACUUGAAAGAAGACUUCAAAAGGAAUUGUUGUGUCAUGACAAUGCAAACUUUAUCCAAAGCCUUGGAAAUCUCUCAACAACCCCCACUGUCAACAUUAAGUUAGUGAAGCAGCCCAGCGGUGGACACCCAGCCAUGCUUGUAUGCAGCGCCUAUAACUUCUACCCAAAGCAAGUCAGGAUGACGUGGUUGCGAAAUAAGCAAGAAGUAAUAACAGGAGUUGGUUACUCUGAUGUGAUGGCUGAUGGCGAUCUUUAUUACCAGAUGCAUGUAUAUCUGGAGUACACUCCAACUUCAGGAGAAAACAUCACCUGCAUGGUUGAACACUUCAGUCUUUCUGAACCAAAAAUUGUGGUCUGGGAUAACUCCCUCCCUGCUGAAGCACAAAUCCAAAUUACUAUCGGACUGUGUGGACUCAUCUUUGGUUUAAUUAUUCUGAGCUCUGGAUUGAUUUACUAUAAGAAAAAAUCUGCUGCAUACAUUACAUUCUGCCGAGCAACACAAACAUAGAUUCCUGUGGAACACACCCCUACAGCUGGAGCAACGAAGCAGCUUUAAAAAAACAACAUUAUUAUGUAAUUAUGUAUUAUGUAAUUUACUGAGGGAAAAAUACGGACGUUUUAUAGGGUUUCCAUUGAGUAAACUUUUGAACACUGAAGGUAAUGAUGGUAUUUUAUUGUGAAGGAAAAUUUAAAAAAAAUAAUUAUUUUAUUUUUUUUUCAUGUUCUUAAUUAAGUUUCAUUCUGUUCUUCUACUGGUUUUACUAAGUAAUUUUUUUUUCAUGGUGUCAGCCUGAGCCAGAGAUAAGCCGGACACAAAUGCAGGUAAGAGUUUAGAGUAUUUAUUAACGCCGCUAACACAGAAAUGACCGUGUGGGUCAAAAGAGACACAAGGAAUACAACACAAUGUAAUAGUCUGUGCAGGGAGUAGAAGUGGGCAGACAACCAGGUGCAGUAACUGAUGAUGAUAGAGAACAGGUGUGAUCCAAGAUGGCUGAAACUGGUGACUAGUACUCGGGAGAGGUGGAGCGCACCCGAGAGGAAGGAGCAGGCAUGACACAUGGGGGAUUUAGUUCUCACAUAUAUAUGUAUAUAUAAACAGCGAAACAAAGUCAUGUCUUGACAACAGAAAAAAUAAAACUUUAAAUUUGACUAAAUGAUCAUAAAGCUCCUAUUUUUAUUUCUGUCUCUGAAACAGAUUUUGCUGCAAAUAUAGUUUGACAGUUAUUGACAAGUUAACAGUUAGUUCAAUUUUCAGUUAUAAAUUACAAAGCCUGAAUGCUUUGUAGUCAUUGCCACCAAGAGGGUGGACUCAUCUUCACCUGUACUGGUGCAACAAAGCAAAAUGUCAAAUUAAGCCACAUCUUUCAGUGUAAAAAUUAAUGUCUCUAAAUCCUAAAAUACCCCAGUUUCUAGAGACCAUCUUAUGGAGACAAAACACUCCCAAAGGCUGCCUUUAAAAAAAAAUGAAAAAGGAUAGAAUAGAAACAUUGUUUAAAAAGCCUUAAGUCUUUUUUAAUCUUGCAUUAAGGAAUAUUUUGGGAAUUUGCAGAGGAUUGAGCCACAAUCCAUCUCAGACAAACUAAGGCUAUGACCACAUACUAGACCUGUACAGUGUACUGAUUUAGCCAAUAUGUAGCGCACAGCAUACAGGAUGCAAUUUACAGAGGUUCAGUUGUUUGGUUAUUCAGGAAGAGAUUUAGACUGGUAUGCCAAAGACACAAUGCAGGGCUGCUAACUUUUCAAUAAUCCUUGGAGUGAGAUUUGGGGGAAACAUCCAAAGUUUUGUUGCAUACACGGUAACAAGACAAGACUCAUUUUGUACAGGUUUAAUCACAAGGUAUAGCACUCAGGAGUAACAAAAUAUAAAAAAAAAGGUAGAGAGGUCUUCAAAAUACCAACAGAAACUUCAAAAUAAAACUGAAAUAAACUGAUAUACAAAAAAUAAGGGAUAAUAAGACAAGACAGAGGAAACUUCACAUUAAUAAAAAUUUCUCAAGACCUGUGUGCCUUGUUGGACUGGCUUUUGGCCAUUUUUGGGACCUUAAUUAUCAGCUGAUCCAGGUGGUGAGAAAGUAUGAAAAUUAAUACAGCAAAGGACAAAUAAAAUAAGAAUAUCUUAACCUGCUUAUAGUAGAACAUACAAUAGAAUAAAACCAGAAUAAUACCAGUGUUCCUGAGAUAACGUUGUUAAAACCUGCUACAGAUGAUUGAUUGUAAACUUAAACCUUAUCUGGACGUGAUGAUGGGCAUAAUGCUGCUGUCUGAAACUGAGGACCAUGUGGUUCAUGUUAGUCUUUGCCAAUGCUGAUGUUACAAUGUUAAAGUGGUGCUGAAAGGUUCAGUAUAUAUGAUUUUUAUGCAAUAAGCAUUUUACUAGGAUACACCAACAAACACGAGUCAUGUUUUGAAUUGUCCCUCCUGUCUUACUGUAAACUUAUUCUACUCUGUAUCUUAAAAGAUGCAGGCUGUACAGCUUUCUGAUUCAUCCAUCCUUCCAUUUUCUAUACCACUUAGUCCAGUUCAGGGUUGAGGGGAAGCAGGCAAGAAGCAGGUACGCCUGGACAGGUCGCUAGUCCAUCCCAGGGCUACUUUCUGAUUCAUGUUACUCCUUUAUUUUUAAUGCACUCAAUGAAUUAAUUCAGUAAUAGUUAUAAAACAGCCUUUCCCCCUUUUCCAGGUUAGAUAUUUUAUAAGGUAUUAAAUCUGACUGUUUAAUUUUAUUCAUUUAAAAAAUUAUGGUAGAUUAUUUGUUAUCAACAUUACAGACUUCAGGGUCUGGUGCAUUCAGUCUAUCAGAUAACACAAUGUCAGGAGCCUAUUCACAAUCCUGGAAUUACAAGGAGUCCAUUGAUAACAAAAAUCUCAUGAUUCAUCAGUGACUAAAAUAUGUAUAGAAAAUGGAAAGAUUUUUUAUUGCGAGUCGGAAACAACAGAAUUUCUGAUAGUAAUCAAUUUGUUGUCCCCAAAGGAAUCCUAACAUGUUGCCUUGACAACUGCUGCUGAUAUCAGCUCAAACUUUGUUUUAGUUCUGGUGUUGCUUACCUCUCUUCUCUAAAAAAUUAAUAAGAAGCUGCCCCUCACUUCAGUUUUUGUUUUCUCUCUCCCUUUUCUGGCAUCCAAUCUUCACUUUCUUUGGGAAAUACGUGACUUUCAAAGGACCCCAACCUGCAGUGGCCCAACUCCACUGCAUUUAGGGACAACACAGAUCAGAAAGUCAUCACAGUUGUUACUGUUAAUCAUUUGACACUGAGUCGUCGUGGUAAAAACUGUUCAGCUUUGUGUCGACAUUUUAUCCCUUUCCCAGUCAGAGAGCAGGUACAACACAAAACAUGACUCAGUGACAUUUACAGUACUGGAGGAUAAAUUUCAACAUAAUUUUUUUGAACAUUUGUUGGAGCACAUUUUUAAUCACUUAUAAUAAUAUAUUUCUGUAAAUAUAAAUAAAUGUGAGUAAAGUCUGUCUAUAUGCUUUUGAUUAUGCUGGACUUUUAAAGUUUUGAACAAAACAUGAAGCCUCAGUUUUAAGAUUGCAGAGGGGUUGUACAAUUUUGGUUAAAGAGUUAUUUAAAUAAUAGGUUUCAAUAUGUACAAGUGAAUCACACUAAAUAAUUUUUAAGCCAUGGAUGGAUAAAAGUUUAAUAAGUUUUUACGUUGAAUUAUUUUGUGGUGUUCUACAAGGAUCUGUAUUGGGAUCAAAGUUAUUUUUACUUUACAUAAAUGACAUCUGUAAUGUAUCUAAAAUAUUAAAAUGCACAAUGUUUGAAGAUAAUACAAAUUUAUUUUGUUCAGGAUAUGACAUAAUACAACUGUUAAAGUCGAAAGGUAGUAAAACACGGUUUAAUUUGAAUAAGCUAUCACUUAACGAAACAAGACUAAAUUCAUGGUUUUUAGAGGUGGUAUUGCUCACAUGACAUUAAGUUGUACUUAAAUUGAGUUGAAAUUGAACAAGUUUACAAAACAAAUUUUUUGGGAGUAAUUAUUGAUCACAAACUAUGCUGGAAGCCACAUAUAGAUUACGUCAAAUGAAAAAAAUCCAAAGCUACUGUAAUACAUACCUAGCAUGUCAUAUUGUGUUGAAUUAUGGGGAAACACAUAUAAAACAAAUUUAGAACCAGUUAUAAAACUUCAGAAAAAAAUUAUUAGGAUAAUAAAUAAAACAGGCUAUUAUGAAGCAACUAAUAAACUUUUUAUGCGUUGUAACGUCUUAAUAUUUGGGGAUAUUGUAUUUUCAAAAAUGAUGGAUUGUCUUUCGAGUACUGAAUAAUAGAGUUCCAGGUUGCUUUAAAUAAUGUUUUACACUAAGAGAAGGACAUAUUAAUUUAAGAGGACUAUUUAUGUUUUAGAUUUGUAAUGUAAGGACAACUGUGAAAAAAAGAUGUGUCUCAUUUUUGGGGUCAAGUCAUAGAACAGAUUAAGUCCUGAGCUGAAAUUGUCUAACUCUCUGAUUUUGUUUAAAAUGAGUUUAAAAUUUAAAAUAAUCAUUAAUUACAUGAUGAUUGUGUAAAAAAAUGAUUUGUGGAUGACUACAAACUGUGUUUAUUUAAAGAAAUAAUUUAAGUUUAAAAGUAAUAUGUUGCAGGGCCAUUGCUGAUUAACAUUUAAUUCACUGGGGGAAGAUACUAGGAUAGGCAUACAUAAGCUAUGAGUUUCAGCCUAGUUCUUUUUUGGUUUUUGAAUAGUAUGUAAUUGAUGUGGUAACAUUUGAUUGUGUACACCUAACCAAAAAAUA